Molecule: messenger RNA, 1080 nt
Organism: Symbiodinium pilosum
Lineage: Eukaryota; Dinophyceae; Suessiales; Symbiodiniaceae
Source: the annotation of a GenBank genome assembly
AUGCCCACUACUAGACCCGUUUGGGACAAGGCGCUUUCCAGCUUCAUUCUCGUUUUUGAUGAUGAUUGGACUGUACGAGUGCCUGGCUCUGCUGGAUCCGAAAGCCCACUUGCCUUGGUUCCUGCGGAAUAUGUGGGUGAUGAAUUCAUGGUACGAGUUGUGGAGUUCCCGGGCGAGGGCAACUCAAUUUCAGUAGGUGGCUUAUUCUUCACCGGCAAGGAAGCCCCUUGCCAAGCCGGGGAUCUGGGAUUCCUGCCCCAAUCUUUUGGCAUACGUAGUCAGAGUCCUGCAAAUUCGCAGGCAGGCACAAAAGGAAGUCGCCGCGAAGCCUCGGGGCUGAGGCCAGGAGAUUGUAUUAUGGUCAGAUGGACAAGCACAGGCAGUGCUGAGGUCUUUGUAAAUAAUUCACGUGUUUGGAAUGGCAGUCUCCUUGCGCCUGCGAGAGCACGACGAUUCUUUGGAGCGUCUGUCGCUGACAAUGCGGUCCUACGGAUCGAGGCAACGCAGAAACACAGCCGCACCCCGGUAUGUUAUGCCGAGUGCUUGCUGCACACGCCGCUCUUUUCAGACGUUCAAAUUGCAUGCUCCGAUGGCUGCGUGCUUCAUGCCCACAAGGCCUUGCUCGCGGCCAGCUCAUCCGUUUUCUGCCGCAUGUUUGAGUCUGGCAUGCUAGAGUCCAAGGAGAAUUGUGUACGGAUUCCGGCACCGAAAGAAGUGGUGGCUGGGUUUCUGCAGCACAUUUAUACUGGAGCAUUUGAUCCCAAUGUGGAUGCUGCUGCUUUGAUUGAGUUGGCGCAUAUGUACGACUUGCAGGAUUUGGCCCAAUUCUGUGGCGAAGUUCUUGUCGACAAUCUGGCCCCGGCCAAUGUAAGCCAAUGCGCACGAAAGAUUGGACGCCUGCGUGGAAAUGGUCAGGACUAUGCAGGGUAUGGUUCAAGCCCUACUGGUACAUCAGCUGAGUCUCAAACCGACGAUGUAUUUGAGCAGAUUUGGAGGCGCCUCAGCGACCGCAUAGAGCGCGAUCCUGGACUUGUACGUGCCCUGCUAGAGGGACAUGUGCAUGAGCGCGAGCAAGCUUGA